This is a messenger RNA of Brienomyrus brachyistius, 1950 nucleotides long. RefSeq names its product serine/arginine repetitive matrix protein 1-like. Gene Ontology annotation, cellular component: RES complex; U2-type spliceosomal complex. The record is from RefSeq and is a predicted model, not a curated record. The transcript is spliced from 3 exons. Gene Ontology annotation, molecular function: RNA binding. NCBI's taxonomy places the organism in Eukaryota, Metazoa, Chordata, Actinopteri, Osteoglossiformes, Mormyridae. Gene Ontology annotation, biological process: mRNA splicing, via spliceosome. The coding region runs from base 1 to 1950 and encodes 649 amino acids.
AUGACAGUCAGAGACCCAUCCCCGACCCGAAGGCGCAGGGAGACGGUCAGAGACCUAUCCCCGACCCGAAGGCGCAGGGAGACGGUCAGAGACCUAUCCCCGACCCGGAGGCGGAGGGAGACGGUCAGAGACCUAUCCCCGACCCGGAGGCGGAGGGAGACGGUCAGAGACCUAUCCCCGACCCGGAGGCGGAGGGAGACGGUCAGAGACCUAUCCCCGACCCGGAGGCGGAGGGAGACGGUCAGAGACCUAUCCCCGACCCGGAGGCGGAGGGAGACGGUCAGAGACCUAUCCCCGACCCGAAGGCGGAGGGAGACGGUCAGAGACCUAUCCCCGACCCGAAGGCGCAGGGAGACGGUCAGAGACCUAUCCCCGACCCGAACGCGCAGGGAGACGGUCAGAGACCUAUCCCCGACCCGAAGGCAGAGGGAGACGGUCAGAGACCUAUCCCCGACCCGAAGGCAGAGGGAGACGGUCAGAGACCUAUCCCCGACCCGAAGGCGCAGGGAGACGGUCAGAGACCUAUCCCCGACCCGAACGCGCAGGGAGACGGUCAGAGACCUAUCCCCGACCCGGAGGCGCAGGGAGACGGUCAGAGACCUAUCCCCGACCCGAAGGCAGAGGGAGACGGUCAGAGACCUAUCCCCGACCCGAACACGCAGGGAGACGGUCAGAGACCUAUCCCCGACCCAAAGGCGCAGGGAGACGGUCAGAGACCUAUCCCCGACCCGAAGGCGGAGGGAGACGGUCAGAGACCUAUCCCCGACCCGAAGGCGCAGGGAGACGGUCAGAGACCUAUCCCCGACCCGAAGGCGCAGGGAGACGGUCAGAGACCUAUCCCCGACCCGAACGCGCAGGGAGACGGUCAGAGACCUAUCCCCGACCCGGAGGCGCAGGGAGACGGUCAGAGACCUAUCCCCGACCCGAAGGCAGAGGGAGACGGUCAGAGACCUAUCCCCGACCCGAACACGCAGGGAGACGGUCAGAGACCUAUCCCCGACCCGAAGGCAGAGGGAGACGGUCAGAGACCUAUCCCCGACCCGGAGGCGCAGGGAGACGGUCAGAGACCUAUCCCCGACCCGGAGGCGCAGGGAGACGGUCAGAGACCUAUCCCCGACCCGAAGGCGGAGGGAGACGGGAGACGGUCAGAGACCCAUCCCCGACCCGAAGGCGCAGAUGACGGUCAGAGACCCAUCCCCGACCCGAACGCGCAGGGAGACGGUCAGAGACCCAUCCCCGACCCGAAGGCGCAGGGAGACGGUCAGAGACCCAUCCCCGACCCGGAGGCGCAGGGAGACGGUCAGAGACCCAUCCCCGACCCGGAGGCGCAGGGAGACGGUCAGAGACCUAUCCCCGACCCGAAGACGGAGGGAGACGGUCAGAGACCCAUCCCCGACCCGGAGGCGCAGGGAGACGGUCAGAGACCUAUCCCCGACCCGGAGGCGCAGGGAGACGGUCAGAGACCUAUCCCCGACCCGAAGACGGAGGGAGACGGUCAGAGACCUAUCCCCGACCCGGAGGCGCAGGGAGACGGUCAGAGACCCAUCCCCGACCCGGAGGCGCAGGGAGACGGUCAGAGACCUAUCCCCGACCGGGAGGCGGAGGGAGACGGUCAGAGACCUAUCCCCGACCCGGAGGCGCAGGGAGACGGUCAGAGACCUAUCCCCGACCCGAAGACGGAGGGAGACGGUCAGAGACCUAUCCCCGACCCGAACGCGCAGGGAGACGGUCAGAGACCUAUCCCCGACCCGAAGGCGCAGGGAGACAGCCCUCUCGUUCACCGGGGUGAACUCCGUUGUUAAUGCACCGAGCUGUGGGGCCACCAGUAGCCCCACCCCCGCCCGGCGCCGCUCACCCGCCGCAACUCCGGAAGAAAAGGGCGUCCAGCCUCUCUCCAGGAGAUUGGUUCCAGAACCCACGCUAUGCGUUGAGGUGAUGAGCUAUGGGUAG